This is a messenger RNA of Nerophis lumbriciformis (worm pipefish), 1098 nucleotides long. The record is from RefSeq and is a predicted model, not a curated record. Lineage: Eukaryota; Metazoa; Chordata; Actinopteri; Syngnathiformes; Syngnathidae.
AUGGGAGGGGGAUUAGCAAGAGGCUUCAGGCCCCGAGGCAGAGGGCCCGUUUCCUGGUCUGAGCCCCUGUUUGUCCUGGCUGACCUGGCAGCUCUGGGGGCAGAUCCUGCUUGGAUACUGUCCUGCUCCCACGCCUGUCUGAAGCUGUUAGCCACUGGCUCAAAUGGAGCACCUAGCCAGCCUGGGGAUAUUCAGGCUGCUGGCAGGACAACAGUUUCAAAGACUUGCCCAUUAAACUGUGAUUCUAUGAUUUUAACACAGAGACCUAACUCGGGCAAACCUGGCAGUGCCAAAGCUGCAUUGGGCCCUACAGCUAACGGAAAAUCUAAGGGACCACAUCCGAUGUAUAAGACGUUUCUGCAGUCAACCUUCUCCGAAGGACACUGCAAUCGGCCUGACUUUGAUAUUUCAGACAUUGAGGGUAAAGCGGUGCUCAAAAGUGCUAAAGAAGCUGACAGUUGCCCACAAGAUAAGUGGUGGAUUGAGAAGCAAGCAUUGCUCCUAACUUUUCUCACUGCAAAGAUGGAACAUAACACUGACAAGCUGAAGGCCAAGGAGGAGGCAAGGCUAUUGCACAUGAUGGAAGUAGAUGAGGCGCUAUACAGUGAGAUGAUGGAGAAAAAGCGGCAGUACCUCCUGAUGGAGAAGCGAAGACUGGCAAAUGAGCUGCUGGAUUUGCAGAUUUCUGCUUUGACUCCGGUGGCAGAAGCUGCAAAAGACUUCACAGAGUCAUACAAGACUUUGGCCUCUGCUGUUGACACCACACGACAUGAGCUACCUGUCAAGAACUUCCACAUUGCUGGUGACAGGCGGGAAUUUCUCAGUAAAGCAGAGGCUUCUUUGCAGGAGAGUGAGGUACUUCUGAGAGAAUGCACAGAAGGAAAUUAUGAGGACAACCGUGCUGUUCUGGAGUGCCUUAAAGGCAUAAAGAGUUCCUCAAAAGACCUAAAACAGGAGAUGGUUGGGGUGACUUCAGAACUGCUGGAACUGUCGUCGCUGGUCUCUCGUCGCAACGUCCUAACACAGAUGGCUGUGGAGGAGGAGAAACUUGGAGCAGCUAGAACCCUGGAGCUCUUCUGUAAAAAAAUAUCUUCAUGA